This is a messenger RNA of Paraglomus brasilianum, 444 nucleotides long. NCBI's taxonomy places the organism in Eukaryota, Fungi, Glomeromycota, Glomeromycetes, Paraglomerales, Paraglomeraceae. The record is from the annotation of a GenBank genome assembly.
AUGCAGCAUUAUCAUCAAGGAUUUGGAACAAGCUAUUGCUUUGAAAUUCUUCAGCGAGGAUAUUAUAGACAGUUUGAAAGGAAUCAGAGACAAUUGGCAGAAGGGAAUGUAUCUGAAGGCGAGGAAGGGCUGCAGGUUGCAUCCUUGCAGCAUAUGGGGACUGUAGGUUGCCUGUAUGACCCUGGUAUGGUGGCAAACUUGGGGACUGCAGGUUGCUCGGGUUUGGAAGUUUGGGGACUGCAGGAAUGGAAAAAGAGUUACCUUAAGCACAUCCAUGAGGAACAGAAUGACCAGUGCAAAGCUCAGUUUCAAAGUGUUGCCACAAUAGUUGACACAGAAAUUGGAAAGUGGUGUAAAGAAGCUGUCAAUGAUAUGGAAUCUCUAUCCCUCAAGCAUUCUCUUGAGCAUUCUGAAAACAAAGAAGAGGAUGGAUUGCCAGGAAAG